AUGAAGGACGUGGAGCGUUUCGUCGAAGAGCAAACAUCGGAGACGACUUGCGCAAAUAUCGCGGAAGGAGCGGUGGACGCGUUCAACCGCUUUUGCGCGGAAUUCGACAUCUCCAGCAAGACUCCAGAGUUCCCCGAGUGCGGAUCGAACGAAGAAAUAGUCGAGUGGGCCAGAACAGCGAAACGCAUCUUCGACGAAAAUAACGCUAAAAUGAAAGGUUACAAAGAGUCGCUGAUGACAAUGUCCCGCUGGACACUGCAGGGAACGUACAACUACCUAACGCACGAGUCCGCGCUCAAGAAAAUCGCAGCUGUCGCCAACUUCGACCACUUCCAAGGCAAUACCCUAGUCACAGUCUUGGAUAACGGCAAGCUGCGAGGCUUCACGAUGAAUAACGGGACAGUACAGAAAACUCAGCGGCUACCAGGAUUCAUGCGCGGGUGGAAGGUACUCACAGGUGGACGAUCGAACGUGGAUUACCGGAAAGGAGGAUUCGUGUCGGAAUCAGGAAACGGAUUCAAACGCCCGAAUCCAAGCGAGAAGUACGACGAGCCCAGAGCGAAACGACGAUGGGGAAAUGGCUACGGCCAGCGCCGGUGGAAUAUGCGAUCCCGGGCCCAGAGGACCAAGGAUCGAGUCGAGGGAAGCCGAGAGCUUGCCCUCCGGAAAGGCCAUUACCUGGCUGACCUUCGCUGCGCCCGAGCAACGCUCAGACGCCGCAGAGGUCCAGCGAGGUUCGUCUUGGUUCAAGCCUACGCCGGAGCAGCACGAAUUUCAUCUUCCCUGUCUUUCGGUGAACCAAAAAACACCACCGCUAUUCUGCCAUGCACAAGAAAAUCAUUCGAUGACCGCUUGUAUCAGUUUCCAACUACUCCAAAUCAAUGUGGUGUGAAAUCCGGCUGGAAUGCGGAGAUGCGCUCACUUUCAGAAGAAGAUAUUAUGCUUAUCCAAUGCACUGGAUGGAAUCAUAAUGAUCUUUAUCAAGCAAUGAUUUGGGUAGAAGUACAAGUGAAUAGAAAUUACUCGGACCAAAAAUGUAAAUCAAUCUGCUGGUACAUUGUUCUAUUCUUUUUGCUCGGCGGCAUCUUCGGCACCAUUAUGGAAGAAUUGAGUGCGUAA
This is a messenger RNA of Oikopleura dioica, 1119 nucleotides long. The record is from the annotation of a GenBank genome assembly. Lineage: Eukaryota; Metazoa; Chordata; Appendicularia; Copelata; Oikopleuridae.